AUGCUUGCAAACUCAGAAACAGGGUUUAGGCUGGCAACGCUGGAUGAAGAUUUCUUCUUGGACCAAUAUGUUGAGGACUCUCGAGGAGACAAUUAUACAACAACUCUUUAUGAGAUACCUCCCAACGAAACCGAAGAUACUACUCUCGGGAUGUCAGACAACAAGGGUUAUUUCAAACUAUUCAACAUACAACAAAACAAGUAUUCAAUUUUUAAAUUAUUUGUACAGGACGACCAUCAAUUUAUUCCAUUAAACACACCAUGGAAACAAUUUAAAUUUAUUCCAUACCAUCCACUGUCAACUCCAAGAACAAUGAGGGCAAGAAUGCUGAUGGAGGAAGAAAUGCAACAAUCUGACGUUCCGUGUUAUCAUGAAACUUCCUCUUUCAAAAUUUGUUUUAUUCAAAACUUCUCUAAUAAGGUGCUGUUUUCCACAGUUCAUUUCGGAAAUUCAUACUUUGAAAAUGACAGCAUAUAUGCUCGAUCUUGCAAGGUGUUUACGUGCGGUCAACACGACGACAUUAUAACUUGCAUUGACGCUGACAGUGAUUAUCUUGUUUCAGGAACUCAGAACGGCGACAUCAAAGUUUGGCUCCACAAAGAAGAUAGCAAGAAGAGUAAUGAAGAUGAAUCGUUUGAGCUGUAUUGGACCAUAUCAAAAGCACACAAGACAAACACUCUUACAAAAUUAGUUAUACUACAAUCAACUAUUGGAGUAAAUAGAGGUACAUAUAUUAUUAGUGGAGGAGGACCAUCUGGAAUUUUACAAAUACAUAAUAUUCAGAAAAAGCAAUCAAUUCAACAAAUAGUUUUAGAAUCAUGUCCUCUAAAUUACAUGAAGUGCUUUUUACCGUCGUGUGCGAUAAUUGCCUGCAACGAUUUGGGUACAGUGUACUUGUAUUCUGAAUCGGAAAGCGAGAACACAUUUCUUAACUUGAGCAAUAAUUAUUAUAUAUUGUCAGAUUCUAAGAUCAGAGUCACUUCUGCGACAUGUUUUUUUAUGGGGAAUGAAAUUAUUAAUGUGUUUGCAGUCAUUUUCUUAGAUGAUUCCAACCAAAUUAUGAACAAUUCCAUUCGCUUCUACAUUGGUCAAUUGCUUGUAAUUGAAUAUUCUUUUGAAACUCCCAUUCUAUUUUGUACAGUUUUAAACCUAAAGAAGAGCGUCAACCUUAAAAGUUCUAUGCCGUUUGCUGGGUCUCAUCUAGUUGCUUGCGAUAAAGAUGGUAAAGGACAUGUCUGGUUAAUUGAUGAAAUCAUUGCUCAAAUUUCCAGAGUGAACUCCCAACAAGAAGUAACAGUCACAGAUGUGAUGGACAAAAAAAACCAAGUAUCCACGAGCAAUUCACAUGAUCUUCAACAAUAUUUACUUGAGCCUGAAAACCAUGAUCUUCUCCAGGACAACGCAUCAUCUUGUUCAGAUGAUGAACUCUUUUCUGAUGUAAUGUCCACCAUUACGGAUGUUUCAACUAUUUCACUACCAAGAGAACCCUCUUCUUUACUACCAAAUCCAUAUCCUAUGCCCAGUGGCAAAAUCAAUAGUGGUGGCAAGUCUGACAACCAGACGAGUUGUGACAACGAUGAGGCCUUAGAGGAACCAACCCCAACACCACAACCACGUUCGCUUAGAUCUGUACCAACGAUAACACCUCAAAAACACAUUGAGGAUCGUCCAAUGAAAAAACAAGUUUUGAACCAAGAAUUAGUGUUAGACGGCUCAGCACAAAACCUUGAGAAUUUUCAAACCAGUAAUGAGCUUGACGAAUAUGGUUUUACUCUGACUAGUUCAAAACCACGACGAUUGAGGACACAACCAGAAACUACCAAACUCAAUCCAAGCCAACCUCAAACAUCAACUAGUCCAGAAACUUCACAAGAUGAAACAGCACGAACCAAGUCACCCAUCCUUGUUCCACAUCCCAAGUCUCCCAAUAACAAUUCAACAGAUUUGUCAGGCGCUCAAGAUUGCUCCACUGCAGUGGAAAAACAUCAACAACUGCUUUCAAAUGAAGACUGUUCGAACACCCUACCGCUUGCUCCCUCCAUCAUUCCAAAUUCUUCUCGAAGACUCGAGUAUCGUCUUGCAAGAAAGCAAGCAGAACAGUUCAACGAAGAGGCAGCACGGUUAGCCAUACAAGAACAGAAAGCUUUGUUUCAAAAGAAUGAAGCUGAGAAAGUUCUCAACUAUUCUCCAGAUGAUGCAAUGUUUGGAAAUAUAGGUUCCAACGCCAGUCAGCAAGAUAAGAUUGAAACCUUUGAGACACGAGUUCGGAAACAAGUGAACAAAAAGUAUCUCAAAGAAGCAAAGGAAAGACCUUCUUUGAUGGAUCUCUACAACAAAGAUGAUUGGGAAAAGGAAAUAACCCUUCAAUCAACCGGACCGAGAAUAAUAUAUUCAAUCGGUGUAGAUCAUUUCGAAAAACCGUCUCCGCACUCAAAAACUGAAAAUGAAUACAUCAGGAAAUAUUUAAAACAAAAUCCAAUCGUUUAA
This is a messenger RNA of Naegleria lovaniensis, 2487 nucleotides long. RefSeq lists its product as uncharacterized. The record is from RefSeq and is a predicted model, not a curated record. Gene Ontology annotation, molecular function: protein binding. Lineage: Eukaryota; Heterolobosea; Eutetramitea; Acrasida; Naegleriidae. The transcript has 4 exons. The coding region runs from base 1 to 2487 and encodes 828 amino acids.